CCCGUGCGCAUCGGUCGUCCUUACAGAGCGAGUCCACGUCGCGUUGUGUUACGAAAAACAUCUUUUGUACCAAAACCCAAGUGCUGUGGAUUACAAUUCAGUGGUCGUGUGCGAUUGUGUUUCCCUGAUGUGAUGUUCCGACAUGUUUUAGUGGAUUUCUCAUAAGAGUGAGACGGGUUCUGCUUGCCGUCGGACGCUUCUCCGAUCUCGGGAUAUCAUUAAGAUGCUGCCACAAGAUGAUCCGGCGAUUUGACCAGAACAAAACACCCAUUCAAUAGCACCAACCGCCACUGUCAACAUGACGUGGAAACACCACACUGAACCACUGGAAAAGACAAUUUCUAGUAAAAGAAAGAGCUUGCAAGAUCUCAAACCUUUAUUAGAAGACAGAGGAGGUAUAACAACUAGAAAUGAGGAUACGGGUGAAGUUAGCAAUAAUAGUGAUAACGGAGUAGAAAAUAAUAGUUUUGCAACUGUUAGUGAUAAUAUUACUGUGAAGUGUAAUAGUAGGUUUGGGAGUGGACGGUGGUGCUUUAGGUUUAAAACUUUAGUGUUUAUAUUAAUGGUGACAGUCUUGGAGACGAGACUGUUGGCGGAGGCGAGGAGUUCAGAGCCAAGAUAUGAAACAGCGUAUGCGUGCGAAGGCAAGACUUUGAAGAUCGGCUGCAGCGAAGGCUCGGUCAUACAUUUAAUAAGGGCGAACUACGGAAGGUUCUCUAUCACCAUCUGCAACGAUCAUGGCAACACCGACUGGAGCGUCAACUGUAUGUCGACGAGGAGUUUGCGGGUUUUACAUAGCAGGUGUAGCAUGCAUCAGAACUGCAGCAUAUUGGCGAGCACAAACAUGUUUGGCGACCCCUGUCCGAACACGCUCAAAUAUCUUGAGGCGCAUUACCAGUGUGUGCCAGCAUCAACCACCAGUACAACAAACAGACCGUCGCCUCCUUGGCUCAUCACAUCUCAGCCCACAGUCUGGAGGUCUACCGCUCCUCCAGUGCCGAAGAGUCCUGUCCAAACCCAACAGGGAGAGAGGAAGAAGCCAACAGUCAUCACGCCACCAACCUUUAGACCUCAUAUCACCUUGCCGCCGGAGGUGAAACUUGGUGAUGUGGGUACUAAGGCUACAACAAGACAACCAGACACGUCAUCAGAACGGGAUCCCCCGCAAAUCCCUCGGGAUAACCUUCCUGAAGUAAAGGAAGAACCAAAGACAGCAGAUCCUGACAAUAGCCCCAGGAAUGACAAGCCUAACAAAGAUGAUGAUAUUGCAGUUACAGAAGAAACUUUACACUGGCCUGCUAAAGAUGAAGACUCCGACGCCACUUCACCAGAACACUUACCUCCGAAAGAGACCAGACCCAACACAGACAUGGAAGAUGACAUCGAAAAGAUAUUCUCAACAAGUUCCACAGUGAACCUUGGCAGAAGAGCGUACUGCCCCCAAGUGUCAGCUAGAGGUCUACAUUGGAACUGGACUGUGGUCAACACGUAUGCAGUCCAGCCUUGCCCGGGGGGAGCCAGUGGCUUGGCUAAAUGGAAAUGCACAUUGACACCGUACCAGAACAGUGAUGAAGAACGUUCUAGAAAGCGAAGCAACCUCCAGUCUGGCGAGAACUAUCACGACUUGGGGCUGGACCAGGCUAACGAUAGGCUCAUUUCUAGAUUGGGCUCUGAUGCUCUACUAAAAGGUCGUGAUGGUGACACGGCUGACCAUAUCAUCGACUACCGGGGAGGUUUAUCAGAGGUCCAGACCAAUCAACAUCCGACUAAUGAUAUUUAUGUGGACGCAAUACCAGAAUGGCACGGAGCUACGCCCGACCUCAGCGAGUGUCGGUCUGUAUGGCUGAACAGUCUGGAAGCCAGGGUCAAAGAGGGAGAGUCACUUCUCAGCAUCAGCAACGAUUUGGCUCAGGUGACAUCUUCGAAGACCUUGUACGGCGGAGACAUGAUGAUCACGACGAGCAUCAUGAAGAAGCUAGCCCAGGGAAUGUCCAGGGACGUGAAGACUUUCCCUGAUGCUAGGCAGAGGGAGGCAUUAGUUGCUGAUAUGCUGCUUGGAGUUAUCAAGACGGGAUCGAAUCUUCUAGAAGAGAACCAGCGCGCGUCGUGGGCGGACCUGAGCGCCGAAGCGCAGAACCGCGCCGCGAGCGCGUUACUAACGCAACUGGAAGAGAACGCUUUCCUAUUGGCUGACGCUAUUUCUGAGGAGAAGAAUAUUUUACAAACUGUUAAGAAUAUUUGUCUAUCUGUCAGGGUGUUGGAAGUAAAGAACGUGGAAGACGAGACGUUCCCAUCGGUGACUGCGCAGGAGCAGUGGAAGGGUUCGGAAGAUUCUAUCACAAUUCCCAAGGCUGCUUUACAUGAAAAUCGUCAAGAUGGUCUGGUGAGGAUAGUGUUCUUCGCCUUCAAUCGUCUGGAACAGAUCCUGCCACCGACCUUCGGCAAGAGUCCGCAGUACGCCGCCUUCGCUGCCGACCCCGCUGCCUCUUCCUCCACCAGCCUCAACUCGGAGAAGGAGAAGAGGAAUGUCACCAGGGUUCUGAAUUCUAAGGUGAUUUCAGCGAGUUUGGGCAACGGUCGUCACAUCCAACUGACGCAGAUGGUCAAGCUGACGAUGAAGCACCUAAAAACUGAGAACGUCACCAACCCGGCCUGCGUUUUCUGGGACUACACAUUGCACGGCUGGUCUCCCGAAGGUUGCCAAGUGGAGUGGUCCAACCUCACCCACACCGGAUGCGCGUGCUCCCACCUCACCAACUUCGCGAUCCUCAUGGACGUCCAGGGGGUCCCGCUGGACGCCCAUCACCAGCUAGCGCUGAGGCUCAUCACCUUGGUCGGGUGUGCUGUGUCAGCCAUAGCGCUGUUCGCGGCGAUCAUUGUGUUCCAGUGUUUUAAGAAUAUGAAGUCGGACCGUGUCCUGAUACACAAGAACCUGUGCGUAUGUCUGCUGAUAGCAGAAGUGGUCUUCAUGGUGGGCAUCGACCAGACGCAGGACAGGAUCCUGUGCGGAGUCAUCGCCGCUGUGCUGCACUACUUCUUCUUGGCAGCCUUCGCUUGGAUGUUUCUAGAAGGCUUCCACCUGUACGCGAUGCUGGUGGAGGUGUUCGAGCCGGAGCGGCCGCGCGCGCGCUGGUACUGCGCCGGCGCGUACGCCGCGCCCGCGCUCGUGGUGGCCAGCUCCGCCGCCGCCUUCCCCGCCGGCUACGGCACCGCGCGCCACUGCUGGCUCUCCACCGACAGGAUGUUCCUCAUGAGCUUCGUGGGGCCGGUGGGGCUGGUGCUAGCUGCAAACUGGAUCUGUCUCGGCAUGGUUAUCUUCAUGAUGUGCAGACAUUCAACAGUAUCAAUUAAGGCAAAAGACAAUACUAGGUUAUACAAAAUAAGGGUCUGGCUCCACACCUCAAUAAUCCUGGCGUUCCUUCUCGGCCUGACGUGGACAUUCGGCCUUUUGUACCUCAACGAGCAGUCCAUAGGCGUGGCCUACACAUUCACCAUCUUGAACUCGCUGCAAGGCGUCUUCAUUUUCAUCUUCCACUGCCUGCAGAAUGAGAUCUUCCAAAAGGAAUGCGGCCGCCUCGCCCGCCGCCACCGCUGGCUGUGGUGCUGCGCCGCGUGCUCGGCGCCGCCCGCCGCCGACGCGCGGCCCGGCUCCGUGAAGCGCCGCUACCAUGCGCCCGCGCCGCCCGACUCCGACGACGUGGGCGACGCCCGCGACGUCACCACGAGCUACAACAUCCAACCGGAGUCUUCGAGGUGGAAUAUACGACCUACAGCACCAAUUUACGUGCCAAACGACGAAUCGAGAUCUGUUCGCAUACCAACGCCGCAAAACAUACCACACAGCGCUUCGCAUACCCAAAGCAUUGCGUCAAUGCAUAGCUACAGAAACAAUAUUGACGUUCCGAACGAUUACCAGAACCUCCGAUCUCGGUCGCCAUCUUGUUUCUCCAACAAAAUGGCGGCGUCAAUUGGCGCGAACGAGUGGGCGCUUAUCAAUAACGGUGGUGGGAUAUGGAAGAACACUUCUUCUAAGCAUCACUCGACCAACUCCUCUACGCUGCCUCACCACGACACCCUGUCAAGGCAGAUGGCAGCACAGCAAAAUCAUCUACACGCUCCUUACAACGAAUGCGAAGGAGCCUUACCCCCUGGUUCCCCCCGGCAUAUCAUAAAAGACGAGGAAAGUCCCCUCCAUCAUCAAGGAUACCAAACGACGCGAAGCUACAACCACGACUUCAGAAACCCGCACGUCUUCAUCUCCCAACACUCCCCUGGCAGUCAAGAGAUGAUCUUUAGGAAGCAUUAUAAAGAAGAAGGAAGACGUAAGCACCAUCAUCACCAUGGAAGCCAGAACAUCAACCACACGUACUCCGAGAUCGGAUCACAACAAGGUCGGAUCUACAGACGCGGUUCCGAACAGGAGUUUCGCGUGAUACAAGAUGACCCUGUGUACGAGGAAAUAGAGAGAAACGAAACGCUCAUGUCUGAUAUGUCUGAUGACAACUCAGGGCCUGAUAACUGCCGACAGAAUCCAGGUCUGCACGGCUCGUCCGGCUCCAAGUUUUUUGGUGAUCAUCGUCCGCUUAUUUCCUAUAGUCCUGGUGAAAGGCACUUACACGAACAGGAGUUAUACGGGAAAUAUGGCAAAUGGGAUACUGCUGAGCGUUACGAUCCGAGGCAUUAUGAUAGUGGGAGACUGGUACACCCAUACCAUCAGCCACAGGAAAGCAAUAUGAGGGCUUUGGCAGCUGUUCUCAACGGGGAAAAUAACGUCGUUUGUCACCUUGAGCCCCAUAACGCUUACGAUGUCUACCAAUCGCAAAGUGGCAACCCUAGGACUGUAUCCCAACCCAGUUUCUAAGCAACCUUGUCACACUCAAUUUACCAGUGCUGCUCUCUCUCACGACCGCUAAGAAUAACAUUGUGAUUAAUGCGACAGAGUUCUUACACGUGUUUUAUGUGUUUCAAUUUGAGUGUUAGUGAGUUUUAUAGACUCGAACGAACGUGUACAGUUAUAGCGAAUGAAUUUUUCUAUGGACGUAGCCUUAGUACGUCUUAGUGACACGAUAAUUAAGAAAUCGUUUACAGUAGGACCUUGCCAUAACGUGGACUUUAAUGACAUAUUUAUAGCAUAGCGUAAACGUAAAUUUAAAUCACUUUUUCCACUGUGAUCCUAUUUAAAUAUAACGGCUCAAGUUUUAGUGUUGCGGCCACAUAUAUUUCAAUUUAUAUAUGGCGGUAUUGGAGCGUUUAUACAUGUGCUUACAGCUAAUAUUAUUCUAUCGUGACAUCUCCACAUGUGUAGACGCCCUUAUUCUGACUAAAAAUCCUGAGAAUUUGUGUUGAGAACAAUACAAAAAGAUAUAAAGUAUGUUAGUUCACAAUGCAGUUUAUGGUAUAGUGAUUAUGAAAGUAUGUUUUCCGUUUCAGUCAAGUUCUAAGGUUUAUUAGUCAGGAGCAACAAUGUAUAUAAGAAUAGCGUUUAGUACUAGACUUUUAGUACUUCCGGUGUGCCCUUACUAUCUUUCAGCAAUUAGUAAUUCAUGGCGUUUCUAUAUAUUUGCAUUCUCUCUUAAGUAGGUGUAAAAAUCUGUGAUGUUCAUUUGUAUGCAUUAGUAUAAGUUUUGCUUGUCUGAAAAUCACUGCCGGUACAUAUGUGCUAUAUGCACAAUUAUUAAAUUUGAGUUCAAUUUGAUAUACUGUUUUAUGUACAAAACCCAGUACAAUAUGCUUUAAGACUGUGUACUCUAACGGUCAUUAUUAUUUACUUUUUAAUAUUUUUCAAUAAUGUUAAAGUAACUUUUUAUAGCAAUUUUCAAGUUUUUUAUGGCAACAUUUAUGCAAACACUCUUUAGUUAUACUUUUAACGUGUCACAGCUUUUGUAUUAUUUAAUUUUCUAAGGAAUUUCGGAAAAAGUCCAUCCAACCUAUUAUAGACUGACACCACUUAAUGUUGUGCACUUUUCUGUACAUUAGAGACUUAGUGUUAAACUUACUUAAAGAAUAUAAACAAAAUAACAAAAAAUAUUUUAUAAUUUCUACGUAAAGUAGGGACUAUAAUUUUUAAUGCCAUGAAACCGUUUUUUUUAUGUACAAUAAUAAUAAGGAAUUGUUUUAACAGAAUUGAUGCAAGUACAAUAAAAAAGAAAAAACGUUGAACCAUUAUAAUUUUCAUGUAUAUUUUGAAUCGACUAAGCAAUAUAUUUAGACUGAAGUAUUUUUAUAAAUUUUCGGCCACUUUUAUUAUUAAUAACAGGAUUUUUAAAUAUCGUUUGCGUCGGCCAGAAUUUAUGAAAUACUUUAAUUAUAAUGGGACGAGAAACAUGAUGAAAAAUGUGGGGAAAUUAUUAUUUUUUCUAUUUGGGUAUACUAGUCCAUCUGUUUCCCACUGUCUAAUUAUAAUGUAAGUGUAAAUUACGUCAUGUGUAUUUCUGUUGUAUACAUAUUAUAUUUUUUGUUUUGAUUGUAUUUUAAAAACGUUGACAUUAAUGUAAAGUAGGAGGAAAAAAAAUGUGUAAAUAAUUUAAAGUUUAUAUAAAUAAAGAGUGCUCAUUCUCAGAGGAUGGCCACAAAAUAAA
Molecule: messenger RNA, 6578 nt
Organism: Amyelois transitella
Lineage: Eukaryota; Metazoa; Arthropoda; Insecta; Lepidoptera; Pyralidae
Gene: Cirl
Product: latrophilin Cirl
Exons: 24
Coding region: 299-4861 (1520 amino acids)
Biological process (GO): adenylate cyclase-activating G protein-coupled receptor signaling pathway; cell surface receptor signaling pathway
Cellular component (GO): membrane
Molecular function (GO): carbohydrate binding; G protein-coupled receptor activity
Source: RefSeq, a predicted model, not a curated record